This is a messenger RNA of Phragmites australis (common reed), 1940 nucleotides long. RefSeq names its product flavonoid 3'-monooxygenase CYP75B4-like. The coding region runs from base 112 to 1746 and encodes 544 amino acids. NCBI's taxonomy places the organism in Eukaryota, Viridiplantae, Streptophyta, Magnoliopsida, Poales, Poaceae. The transcript has 2 exons. The record is from RefSeq and is a predicted model, not a curated record. Gene Ontology annotation, molecular function: iron ion binding; heme binding; oxidoreductase activity, acting on paired donors, with incorporation or reduction of molecular oxygen.
UAAUAGUGCGUAGAUAGAUACUAGAUGGUAGUAGGUAAAGCUCGGCUGCCGCUUCAGUGAUAUGACUUCGCACCCAAUGCACCAACCUCUAUUCAUCUCCACUACAUACACAUGCUCAUGCUUAAUUUCCCACGCACAUCGAACGAAUCCAUGGAGCUCGGGCGCGCCAUGGAUCUCCCCCUCCCGCUGCUGCUGUCCACCUUGGCAGUGUCCGUGGUCGUAUGCUACGUCCUCUUCUUCCGCGCCGGGAAGGCAGCAGCAAGGCAGCGUGCGCCGCUGCCGCCCGGCCCGAGAGGCUGGCCCGUGCUGGGCAACCUGCCUCAGCUAGGCGGUAAGACGCACCAGACGCUGCACGAGAUGACGAAAGUGUACGGCCCACUACUGCGGCUGCGGUUCGGCAGCUCCAACGUGGUGGUGGCCGGGUCGGCGGCCGUGGCAGAGCAGUUCCUCCGCACCCACGACGCCAACUUCAGCUGCCGGCCACCCAACUCCGGCGGCGAGCACAUGGCGUACAACUACCAGGACGUGGUGUUCGCCCCUUACGGGCCCCGGUGGCGCGCCAUGCGGAAGGUGUGCGCCGUGAACCUGUUCUCCGCCCGCGCGCUCGACGACCUCCAUGCCGUCCGGGAGCGGGAGGCCGCACUCAUGGUGAGGUCCCUCGCGGAGGCGAGCGCCGCCCGCGACCGCAACGUGCCGGCGGUGGCGCUCGGGCUGGCCGUGAACGUCUGCACGACGAACGCUCUGUCGCGGGCAGCGGUCGGACGGCGCGUGUUCUCCGCCGCCGGCGAGGGCGCAAGAGAAUUCAAGGAGAUCGUGCUCGAGGUGAUGCAGGUGGGCGGGGUGCUCAACGUUGGCGAUUUCGUGCCGGCGCUCCGGUGGCUAGACCCGCAGGGUGUGGUGGCGAAGCUGAAGAAGCUGCACCGCCGUUUCGACGACAUGAUGAACGAGAUCAUCGGUGCGAGGAGGGCCGGGGUCAAGCCGACCGCCGAGGAAGGCAAGGACUUGCUGGGCUUGAUGCUGGAGAUGGUACAGGAGGAGCGGCCCCUAGCCGGCGGCGAGGAGGACAGGAUCACCGACACCGACGUCAAGGCACUCAUUCUGAACCUGUUCGUGGCGGGGACCGACACAACAUCAACCAUAGUGGAGUGGUCGUUGGCCGAGCUGAUCCGUCACCCGGACAUCCUGAGGCAGGCCCAGGAGGAGCUGGAUGCCGUCGUGGGCACCGACAGGCUGGUCUCGGAGUCCGACCUCCCGCGCCUCACCUUCUUGAACGCGGUCAUCAAGGAGACGUUCCGGUUGCACCCGUCUACGCCGCUCUCGCUGCCCCGCAUGGCCGCCGAGGAGUGUGAGGUUGCCGGCUACUACAUCCCCAAGGGCACCGAGUUGCUGGUCAACGUGUGGGGCAUUGCUCGUGACCCGGCCCUGUGGCCGGACCCUCUGGAGUACCGACCUUCCCGGUUCUUACCCGGUGGGGCACAAGCGGACAUAGAUCUCAAAGGGAGUGAUUUCGGGCUUAUACCAUUCGGCGCAGGUCGGAGGAUAUGCGCGGGCCUCAGCUGGGGCCUGCGGAUGGUCACACUCACUUGCGCCACUCUGGUGCAUGCGUUCAAUUGGGAGUUGCCGAUGGGCCAAACGCCGGACAAGUUGAACAUGGAGGAGGCGUUUACUCUUCUGCUGCAGAGAGCUGUGCCACUAAUGGUUCACCCAGUCCCCAGGCUGCUCCCUUCUGCAUAUGAAAUUGCAUAGAAAGACGAGGGAAGAUCGAGAUCAUUGUUAUGGGGCCGCUGACCUUUGAUGUAACAAAUAAGAGGUGCAUAUAUUGCUGUUCCCUUCUGUCGGUGUGUUUGUUGUGUUAUGCUAAUAUCUGUAAUGAACAACUGUUGGCCAUUGUUGUCAUGUUUAUGUUGUAAAUGUGGGCACGAAGCUCUUGUUGUUCCUCA